CGAUCAUCGUUUGAGUGUGCUGGAAUCUGUUGUACAAGUACAUUCAAUAUCUUUGUCCGUGUUUUUGAUUUGAAAGUUGUCCAGAAGCAAUGGCGCCCAAGGCAGAGAAGAAGCCCGUCGAAAAGAAGGCUGCCGAAGAGAGGAAAACAGUCGGGGAGAAAACUCCUACAGCAGUAGCGGAGAAGAAGCCUAAGGAGAAGGCUCCUCCCAAGGCUGGUAAGAAGAUUGCCAAGGGUGCUGGUGACAAGAAGAAGAGGAAGAAGAGAAGUGUUGAGACCUACAAAAUCUAUGUUUUUAAGGUUUUGAAGCAGGUCCACCCUGAGAUUGGCAUCUCCAGUAAGGCCAUGUCUAUCAUGAACUCCUUCAUGAACGAUAUUUUCGAGAAAUUGGCUGCAGAGUCGUCAAAGCUCGUAAAAUACACAAAGAGGGACACUAUUUCUUCGAGGGAGGUGCAGACGGCCGUGAAAUUGGCCCUUCCAGGUGAGCUUGCAAAGCAUGCCGUGUCGGAGGGCACGAAGGCCGUUACCAAAUUCACUUCUGAGAAGAAGCCCGCUGAAAAGAAAACGGUGGGGGAAAAGACUCCCACAGCUGUGGCGGAGAAGAAGCCCAAGGAGAAGGCCCCUCCCAAGGCCGGAAAGAAGAUUGCCAAGGGUACCGGGGACAAGAAGAAGAGGAAGAAGAGGAGCGUGGAAAGCUACAAGAUCUACAUAUUUAAAGUGCUGAAGCAGGUUCACCCUGAGAUCGGCAUCUCCAGUAAGGCCAUGUCCAUCAUGAACUCUUUCAUGGCUGACAUUUUCGAGAAAUUGGCCGCAGAGUCAUCAAAGCUGACAAAAUACACAAAGAGGGACACUCUCUCUUCCAGAGAGGUGCAGACGGCCGUGAAAUUGGCCCUUCCUGGUGAGCUUGCCAAGCACGCCGUGUCGGAGGGUACAAAGGCCGUCACGAAGUUCACUUCCGGUUGAUUUGUCUAAAUCGUUCUGUUUUCUUUUCUUUUUACGGUGUCUGUUGACACCACCUCUGUAAAGGAUUUGCAGUUUCCUUUAGCUGCGUUGCUGCGGUAAAUUGAAAGCUAUAAGCUAUGUCACUCUUUAAUUUUCA
Cryptomeria japonica (Japanese cedar) is the source of this 1098-nucleotide messenger RNA. RefSeq names its product histone H2B.6. Lineage: Eukaryota; Viridiplantae; Streptophyta; Pinopsida; Cupressales; Cupressaceae. Bases 90 to 962 code for a protein of 290 amino acids. The record is from RefSeq and is a predicted model, not a curated record. Gene Ontology annotation, molecular function: structural constituent of chromatin; DNA binding; protein heterodimerization activity. Gene Ontology annotation, biological process: nucleosome assembly. The transcript is spliced from 2 exons. Gene Ontology annotation, cellular component: nucleosome.